This is a messenger RNA of Homalodisca vitripennis (glassy-winged sharpshooter), 2787 nucleotides long. RefSeq names its product origin recognition complex subunit 2-like. The transcript has 11 exons. Gene Ontology annotation, biological process: DNA replication. Gene Ontology annotation, cellular component: nucleus; nuclear origin of replication recognition complex. NCBI's taxonomy places the organism in Eukaryota, Metazoa, Arthropoda, Insecta, Hemiptera, Cicadellidae. Bases 283 to 2295 code for a protein of 670 amino acids. Gene Ontology annotation, molecular function: DNA replication origin binding. The record is from RefSeq and is a predicted model, not a curated record.
UGGAAUAUGGAAAUAAACUUCAUGGAGGUACUAGCAAAGCAAGCAGUUUUAGUGAAGCACUUUAACUUCACAAUCACAAUUCCUAACCUUAGUUCGAUUAUCAUUAAGUUAACAUCAGUUUGGAAAUGAGUAUGUUUUAAUGUGCCAAAUUCUAAAUUUUUCGUUUGGUUUAACUGUUCACCAGUUAUUCACGAAUACCCCAUUUAGUUCAAUUGAUAGUUUAUGGUAUAACUAAAUAUAGAAAACCCACGUUUGAGAUUAAUACAGUUACAGAGUUUUAAAAUGUCCAAAAGAUCUUCAAGAUUGAUCACCAGAGCAGAAAAUGAAACAAUAAAUACAGUUGUUGUGAAAGCCAUAAAUGACGAAGAUGUUGUAAAAGUAAUUGUAGGAACCAAUUUAACUUCAGUACCUGUUUUAUCCACACAAAAGUUGACUACAAAAAGAGGGAGACCGAGAAAGAAACUGACAGAAGAUGAAGUGAAGAGUGAAGGAGUAGAAGAAGAUUCGGAUAACGAAUCAAAGAGCAGUGAAACUUGUGAAAAACCCUCAGGCCUUUGUGAUGAUGAUGAUUUGGAUGGAGGGGAGAUGUGCUCGUUCCGAACGCCCAAGAAGAGGCAGGGUAUGCUCUACAAGGCUGAGGAAUCGGCAAGCAAAAUCAGGACUGGCACAGGAACGCCGAAAACUAAACCUAGUACACCUUCACACAAGACCCCCAUAAAAGCAUUGACUCCAAGUUUACGGAUGACACCACGACGUAAUACAUCCUUCCGCAACCAAACUCCUUCCACCAAAUAUACACCAAAGAAGAGCACUGGGACUCCGAGAAGAACCCAAGGAAAGGUUGACAUUGUCGUUCCAAAGACACCAUACCAGCUGCGAGUUAGGCAAAAAAAAGCUAUUCAGGCGUAUACAAGACAGAUGGAGGACUUUGAUGAUGGAGACAGUGAUUUCCAAGGCAGCGAUUGCAGCUCCAGUGAGUCAGAAGAUUCUGAGCAAGAAUCAAAUAAAGAAGAAGAGUCAGACAAAGAAGAAGAAGAAUCAGACAGUGACUCAGGAAAGGGUAGUGAGGAUGCAAUACCCUCCUGCCGCAGAUCCCUCCGCUUUCAACCUCCACCUGCCACUCCUUCAUGUAAAAAGAGAGGGAAAGAGUUUAACUAUGUGUUCACUGCCGAUGAAUACUUCCGGUCACAGUCCGACAAGUGCAUAACGUCUGACCACAACCUGAGUCGUCUCAAGAGUUCCCACACACACCUCCCCGCCCUCAGUCUCCCUACACUCUGCCCCUCUCACCAGCGUGCGCUGGCCUCGCGGAGAGCAGGCGACAUGCACAUGUUCCAACGUUGGAUGUUUGCGCUCAGCCAAGGAUUCAGUAUUCUCGCUUAUGGACUCGGCUCCAAGUACAAAAUACUACAAAAGUUUCACAAAGAAAUGCUGUCUAAUAGCCAUGUUGUUGUCGUGAAUGGCUUCUUCCCGAGUAUCAACAUAAAAAGAGAGUUUUUUAGUUCACAAAAGACCUUUGAAAUGCCCCGUACAUGCUCUGUGCUUAUCGCUCUUGCCAAGGAAGUAUUUAUAAACGACCUUCACUCAGCGGCAGGAGUAGGUGAGCAUCCUUUGUGUAACUCCAACCGCCUGCUCAUAGUGGAUAUGAUAGCUCGAGACUUGCUCGGGUUGACGUAUGUGCUGCCAUCCGCACAUGCCACAGUCGACUGGAUAGAGAGCCGACGGUGGACGCCUCGUGUGUUCCUGCUUGUACACAACCUGGAUGCAGAAAUGUUGCGCUGCGACAAGACUCAACGUGUUCUGUCUCGCCUUGCCAGCCUGCAGAGGGUGCAUCUCGUUGCUUCCGUUGAUCACAUAAACUGUCCGCUCUUGUGGGACCAGGGCAAGUUGAGUGGCUACAACUUCAUGUGGGAGGAUGUGACGACGCUGCUGCUGCCGUAUGUGGAGGAGACCAGCUACGAGACGUCUCUGAUGGCGCAGAACAGUGGCACCUUGGCGCUCUCGUCGCUGCUCAGUGUGUACCGCUCACUACCCCACAACUCGCGCGGCGUAUUCCGCAUCAUCCUGGAGAAACACCUGGACGCCAACAGCCAGAAAUACACAGGAAUGGCAUUCAGUGAGCUGUACGGCCGGUGUCGGGAAGAGAUGUUGGUGACGAGUGAUCUUGCGCUGCGUACAAUGCUCACAGAGUUCCUCGACCAUCAGAUGGUCAAGUGGCGUAGAGACGAGCACCUGUACAUCCCGACAGACCUCAGCGUACUGCGGCAGUUCCACUCUCAGAUACAGAACAGCUAGCCACAGCAUUAUGGCAUGCUCUGGUAUUAUCAGAAAGCAGUCAAUUUUCUGUAGAUAACGAUCUCAGUUUGCUGGUUUUAUUUAUUUACAUGUACAGUAAUACUUUGCCAGUUUCUGCUGUUUUAAGUGUAUCCUUUAAUUUAUUUAUAGCUUAGUACUAAUGUAACAAAUUGAGAUGAUGUGUUGGUUGUGAUGUGUAUGCAAAUAUUGGACAAAAAGACGAGUAGUUAUAUUGUAUUCAGGUGAGUUUUAGAGAUACAGAAGUAAUUUUAGUGAAUUAUCUGUGUACAGAAAUUAUUUUACGAAUGAAACAAAUAGAUUAAGAUACAAAUUAAGUAACUUCUUCAUUGACAGUUGGAGGCUUUUGAUACAUUUUUCAACAAAAAUAGGAUAAAAGCGAUUAAAAAUAUCUUUUAUUAAAAAAUUUUAUUCUUUAAAUUUAUGAUGUCUUAUGCAACCAUUUCUUGUUAUAAUAAAACAAAAUUCUAUGUG